This is a messenger RNA of Aspergillus chevalieri, 765 nucleotides long. RefSeq lists its product as uncharacterized. The record is from RefSeq and is a predicted model, not a curated record. Bases 1 to 765 code for a protein of 254 amino acids. The transcript is spliced from 2 exons. NCBI's taxonomy places the organism in Eukaryota, Fungi, Ascomycota, Eurotiomycetes, Eurotiales, Aspergillaceae.
AUGGGAUUUGGAGGCUUUGUGCUUCGCUUUUUCAACCUCUCCAUCCGAGUACUGCAGCUACUCGACGGUGCUGUUAUCCUAGGAAUCUUUUCCUACUUCCUCGCCAUCCAAACCAAGCAUAAUGUCGAAAUCCCACAGUGGAUGCGGGCCGUUGAGGGUCUGAGUGGUGCGGCCACACUAUAUGGAUUACUGGGAUCCAUUUUCACCUGCUGCUUAGGAGGCGUUGCCUUCUUCGCCUACCUCGCCAUGCUGCUCGAUGUGCUCUUUGUCGGAGCCAUGAUUGCCAUCGCGGUGUUGACCCGUGAUGGUCCCCAGAGUUGCCAGGGACAGGUCGAUACACCGUUGGGUUCGGGAGAUAGCAAUGAUGAUUCCGCGGCUGGACUGGGCUUUGGUAUGGCCUGUCAACUGCAAAAGGUUGUUUUUGCAGUCUCCAUCAUUGGAAUUUUCUUCUUCUUAGUCUCCAUCGGCUUGCAGGCCCUCUACCGCCACAACCACAAGCGCGAGAAGCGCUUCGGUCCGUCCCCUCACAACAACUACACCUACGGCACCCGUCGCGGCCGUGGUUUCUUCUGGCGCCGCAACAAGCAUAACCCGGACAGCAACGUCAACCCCGACGACGCUCUCCCCGGUCACCCUACGCCGCAGGAUGUCGAACUCGGUACCAACACUGAGAAGUCGAACGGUAGUGGAUUCUUCUCGCGCAACAAGAACAGCACUGCUGGUGCCAACGGAUACGGCAACUCGGCAUAUACGGGUAACUAUUAA